AAUGCAGAAAUGGGUGCUACAAACUCUAAAGCCCCAGCUGUCACAGUACUAGAAAGAGUCGUCCCACAAUCAGACACAUUCCCUUGGUCCAUUAACCACGGUAAACUAGCUAACGGUGGUAAAUGUAGUAUCUUUGUUCACAAGAAAGGUGGACUAGGUUCUCAAAAGAGAUGUCAGCAAUUUGUGAAGAAUCUCAAGCUGUGCAGGCACCCUUACCUGCUCCACUACAUUGAGAGCCAGGAGGAUAACGACGCCAUAUAUCUGGUAACAGAACCAGUGGUCCCUCUAGGAUCACUUCUUAAAGAAAUGACUGAGCUGGAUGUAGCCCUGGGCUGCUACAUUAUUGCCAGCUCUCUUAACUUCCUUCACAAGAACGCCCAGAUGUCCCACAAUAACAUGAGAGUUUCAUCUGUGUUUGUAAGUCAGACAGACAACUUGUGGCGGCUGGGAGGGUUAGAGAACGUUUGUAAAGAAGGUGGUGUUGAUGAGAGGACGGUUGGGGAUAUAGUCCGCUGCUCGUCUCCGCAGUGUCCAGCUGCUCCGGAGGAUACAGAUGGCACCUUCAGUUCUAAUCUUAUUCACUGUCGUGACUCUUGGAUGCUGGGACAUAUGAUUAUUAUGCUCAUGGAAAGAUUCAAUGGUAAGCCUGAUGGUGGACUUAUGAAAUUUAAACAGACCGUGAAAAAGUCAUACUGUAACGCUGACCCACGAAAAAGGCCCACAGUUGAGUCGUUUCUGGGCUGCCAAUACUUUAAAUCAUACCCUCAACAUGCUCUCAUUUACUCCGUCGAAUUCUUGGAAUCUAUAACCAUAAAGUCGGACGAAGAGAAAAGGAACUUUUUCAGGAAAGCAUCCACAGAUUUGAUUCAAGUGUCAAGUGACUUAUUUCAAAAGUAUCUCAUGCGGUUGAUGUUCAGUGAUUUGAUAUUUGCUGAUGAAAAUGCUCGCGAAUACCUUUUACCUCGACUGCUUUCGGUUAAAACUAAAAGAGAGAGCAGAGGAUUUUAUAAAGCAGAAUCAUACGCCAAGAUAAUGGCACCUUUAUUGACAGAGCUGCUCAAACGACGAGCAAAACAUACUAGACUUGUUCUUCUUCGGCUGACUCGCUGGUAUGUCCCUUUCCUUCCAUCUCACUUUGUAAAAGACAGCCUUCUUCCCGAAAUUUUAUUGGGACUCAAUGACACUGAUGAUGCGAUUGUAAUGGCCACUUUCAACUCGCUCGCCGUUCUCACCUCAUUUCUUGGUGCAACUACUGUUGUCGGGAGCUCCCUGCAAAAAUCACACUUCCACGAUGCCUUCCCCCGGGGAGUAGAGGCGAGACCUUUAGUGAAAACUGAAACACAAUCAGAUGGUAUCGGGGAACAGUCUUUUACACAGACGAUGAAUGGUGAAAUAAUGAACGAGUCUGAUCUUGAUUCUGGAAAAGAGUACCCAAUGUUGCAUGUUUCCAGACAGGACAUGCUGAAAGAUGAACGAGAGAAGCGAGCACAGGAGUCUAAAAGGAAGAGAGAAGCAAGAAAGAUUAAGGAACAGGAACAACAAAAGCAAGUGAAGCUGAUUGAGGUUGCAGCUCGACCGGAAUGCAAAAAAGCGACACCGGACGGAGUUACAGAUAUUGCUCGUCACAGUAUUCUAAAAAAACAGCGUUUCACUCACGGACCUCCUCUUCUCGUCCACGAGCAACAGGGUGUCUCCAUGGAAUACAAACCAGAGUCUCUCUCCGACACUGGCAUGUGGGACAGUGAUAACAAUCUGGAUCUGCCAGUUUCAGACGAAGAGAAGGAACAGAAGUCUCUCCUGGAGAUCGCCAAACAAACUUCAGAGAGUGAGGAGAAGUUAGAGGAGGAGGAGGGGGUGGUGUUCUCCGAUCAGGAGGUUGAGACUCCAGUUAAUAUGGGCAGUAAAGUGAGCUCAGCUAACGAAGAAGAAGAAGUUUCAACUGCUGCAAUAAUAGAUACAUCAGGGAACCAGGAGGAUGGUUUCUCAAACUGGGAGAAUGGAGGGUGGAGUGACUUUGAGACACAGUACGAAUCAGAUGAAGGUAUUGAGAUGAAGAACCUGAAACUCUCAGAAGUUCAGCCACUGGAAACUGUAACAGAGGAUAUCCGCCCGGCCGUGGAGCCAGCGGUGAUAGUUCCCGCUACAGUGUCUGAUAUCAUGAACUUAGAGCGGGCGGUCCAGCCUGAAGAAGACUUCUUUGCUGAUAUGCAGCCCAAAUAUACUGCUCCAAAGCUUCUUUGAUAUCUGUUUGUUGGUUUUGGUUUGGAAUUCGCUUUAAAUUAUCCAUGAUUAUAUCAGCUGAGCUCAAUUUCGGUAUUUACAAUAUUAAUUAUUAAACAUGUGUUCUGACUGAGUCCUAACUCUUAAAUUAAUUGAAUUAAGCAUUAGUUGUACGAAUCUAGUGAACUUUAUUUUACUGCUCCUUAUUAAAUAUUUUACUAACUGUUUUAACUGUAGCGGGCUAGGUUUACUGAAGCAUUGCAUAAUUAUCGUGUAUUUAAACAUGUCACAACCUGCAAGCGGUUUUUUAAGGAAGUAAAGUCAAGAUGCUAAUUGAUUAUCUGUAGUUAUCAUAAAAACGCAUUGGACCUUUUCAUCACAUUAACAGAAUUUAUAGAAGAUAAUCUUUGAAGUGGAUUAAAUGAUCAUGUAUUAAAUUUGUAUAUGGAUUAUAUUAGUAAGAUGAUAAACUACGUUGUAGAGUCUAGACAUCGCAAUAUCAAUAUAGGGAGUUUUAAGGAAUGCUGGAAAUUUCUGAAGAUAAUAUGAAUGAUAAUAUGAAAUUAUCGAUUUAAUUUCAAACACUAAUCUGCAUGCCAUAGUCAUUAAACUUAUUAAUAUUAUGUGGACUAUUUACAAUUUAACGAUGAAGAUAGCAUGUUAAAAAGUAACGAGAAUUAUAUGUUUGAAGAAUUUGUUUAUUUGAGUACUGAUAGUAAAUGUGUAAGUUUUUUAAUAACAUGGCUGUUUGUUUGAUUGGUUUUCUCUGUCUGUUCUUACCCUG
This is a messenger RNA of Bolinopsis microptera, 3004 nucleotides long. Its product is annotated as protein-associating with the carboxyl-terminal domain of ezrin-like. Gene Ontology annotation, molecular function: protein kinase activity; ATP binding. The coding region runs from base 10 to 2241 and encodes 743 amino acids. Gene Ontology annotation, biological process: protein phosphorylation. Lineage: Eukaryota; Metazoa; Ctenophora; Tentaculata; Lobata; Bolinopsidae. The record is from RefSeq and is a predicted model, not a curated record. The transcript has 2 exons.